Molecule: messenger RNA, 3125 nt
Organism: Porites evermanni
Lineage: Eukaryota; Metazoa; Cnidaria; Anthozoa; Scleractinia; Poritidae
Source: the annotation of a GenBank genome assembly
AUGACACGUACUAAGAAGGAAGCAAGGCAUGAUGCUGCAAAGGUUGCUUUGCUUGGUCUCAACAUCCCUGUGGGUAAGUGUGAUCAAUACUUUACGUGUUCUUAUGAAAUACCAAGAAUUAAAUUAAAUUUUCAGAACUUUACCUACAGAUAAGGACGAUGUUACAAGUAAGCUGUUUUAAGAAGUUUUGUCCGCAGUUAGGGUUUUGUACCUGCGUUUAAUUUUUUUAGUUAGCGAGUGCUUUUGAUUUGAGGAAAUUGAUGCAUGAAAGCCUGUCCCUUUCAAAGGCUUGUUGUAGUAACAAUAGCUAAUAAUACCUCUAUUUGACUUUAGUUGAGUCGAGAAAAGUUAAAUUGGCCACCAUAAAUAUUGUUUUGAAUGCCACCCUUUUGUCUGACCAGAUCCUUGAAUGUAGUUUAAGUUAUUUACUCCUAUUUACAUGGAGCUGUUAAUUUUUUUUUCCUGUUACUAGUAUAUGGCAUUAAUUUUAUUUUAGGUGUAUAUUAAAAUUAUGUAUACUUAUCAUUUUUGUAACAGUUGACCCAACACCCAACAAACCAAUGGCUGCAAGAACUGCUACAGACCAUCAGAGACUAAGAGAAACACAUGAGUUACAUCUUCUGAACCAAGCAGGGCAGCCGCAGCCCAGGGGGAGGGGGCAGGGGCAGCCAGUAGUUAAACCUCCUAGCUCUUCUUCCAUGCCAUCUGCUGCUGUUGGCCCACCAGUCUCUCAGCAGCCUUCUCAGAAUGGAGGUGAUGAAACUGCCUUCAACUUGCCUGAGGUAAUGAUCAUUUUGCAUUUUAGGUUUAUUUUAACAGUGAGUCUGUUCAUUUGGUGGUAGGGCAAGAUAGGUGCACCAAGGUGACUACUCACACGGGACCAGAUGUCAUGUUUUAAACACCUGUCACAAAUUCAAACUAUAAAAGUCCUUUUGAAUUGUUCAGCUUAAAGGGUUUGUACUGUGCGAGCAAAGGUUUCAGGGGCAAACAUCCCAGGGCCAAAGGAAUGGGGGAGGGGGAGCAUUAGGGAUGGGGUUAUGUUUGAAUUUGUAGAUUUUCUUCAUUUUGAUUUCAGAGGUAUAAAUUUGAGACACUAUUAUUAAGGACUAAGUUGUACAGUGCACCAACGAGAGUUGUUUGUUUCUUUUUUUACCCGCCUAUUUAAUCAAACAGACUAGCUUGAAAGAGCCUUCUUGGAUGAGCCUCACAAAGGCUUAGCAUAUCUCGUCUACCUCAAAUCUCUCAGAGUAGUACCUGGCGAUCACUUGGAGAUCAGAGAAUCGCUGUCCAGGCAUUAUUGACCUAGAGUAGGUCUUGAUUCAUUUCAUAAGUGAAAACAAUCGCUAGGCUUCUGCGCUUGUGAUCGGUAGGGUGCAAGCAAUGACCAGAACGCAAAAGAUGUUUGGAAAAGCAUCUUCAUCUCAAACACCAAGUGCUAAUAAAAGGUUGUGUGGAAGCUCCCUAUCUGUUGACUACCAGAGUGUUUUCCAUCUACGUAUCUCAUUUCCAAUGGAUUUGAGAAAUGGAGUGUCUUUCUCCCAGAACAGCAUGCCUUCUAGUUCAUCAUCCAGCUGCAGUGCCUUAUUUACUAUAAUCGUUAGCAUGAGACAAAGCAGAUGGCAGGCGUGGUGAUCUUUGUCAGAAAAUUGAUCUUGCAUUUGGAUGAUUAAGGAGUCAAGAAGAGGAAUAGCUACAGUCAUCUUGUAAUGGUCGAUUGGACUGGAACAUAUAUUAUAACUUAUAAUAUUAUUUUUGGUAUGAAAAAGGGAUAGACAUGGGUACCCAGACAAGUUUGAAAACUUCCCAAGGGGGGGUUGCAACCCCCUCAAACCUCCCCCUGGAUCUGCCUCUGGGUUUCUUUCUCUCUUCCAUGGCUUUUAGCAUUUACGAAGUUGUUCCAAGCCAUGCGAGAGAAACCUCUGCUCGCAGUGUGUAAAGGUUUUGAGCAGAAUAUGCUCUAUUCGACCAUACCAUCACAAGGAAAAAAACUCCUUACCUUUCUAGCAAGAAAAGAUCUUUCUAGAAGGCUAUUUGUUAAUCAUAUUUUUACAAACGUACAUUGUCUGUUAAUUUUCAGGCAACCAAUGGUGAAGCUGUCUCUGAUGAGUGGACAGCAGUGACCAGAAAAGGUAAGCCAUUUCAGUAAACAGAUUCCAUUUUUAUUAUUUUAAUUUUUAGUCAAAUAAAAUAAAUUUUAAAAAUUAAACAAAUUUUAAAAUUGUCCUCACUUUUUUCAAAAUUUCAAUAUUAUUGAAAUAAUACUUCUAUUAGUCAUGUUUCCUUAUGCACACCCCCUGUUAUGUGGACUCUUGGUUUGCUCUGUUUGGUGUCUGUUUUAAAGUCCAAAUGACUUGGAGUAACAUUUUACCCCUGGUUCUACCCUUGGUUCUUUUUCCAUUCAAUUACACAAGAGACAAUGUGAUGGUAAAAUUCAUGAUUUGGCAUAAUGAGAACUGUUUUAGUGGAGACUAGGGCCACUUUCCUGUCUUUAAUUUUGAUGUCACUUCACUGGGCCAUUCAUUUUGGAAGGGUUGUGACUAGAAUGGAUACUCCAAAGUCAGAUUGUCAUCUUCACUCAAAAUACAUGAUAGGAGUCUUAUAACUUAAAGCAUUAAAUAAGAGAAGAAAGAAAACAGUAGGUAGUAUGUAGGACUUGAACCCGUGUCAUUUAUUUUGAUGUAUAAUCCAUAUCCAUAUCCACUACACCAUCAAGGGCUAACUGCCGAGACCAGUUAAUUUUAACGUACAUUACAUUAUCAUUACAUUAUUGAAAGCUAACCCUUUUUAAAGCAGUGCUUAACCCUAAUGACUGUACUUUGGUGAUAAACCCUGUAUUCAACUCUUUUCCUUGCACAACUGUCUCCUACUCCGAUUUCCCCUCUUUUCUAAAAGUUCUUGUGCCCAAUAAAUGUGCCCAAAUAGCGUAGUGUAGAGAAUAGCGUUGGGUAAUAAUCAUAAGGUGUCCAACCUGAUUUUGAGGUAUCCAUGCUAGUCACGACCACUUUGAGAAUCUGACAACAAUUUUGAUGAUUUAUUAUAAAUGUUUGAUUGCAGGUGUUAAGAACCCAGUUUAUCAACACUCACUAAAGAUGGCUGGACGUGGUCGAGGAAUGAUCAGGAAGUGA